AUGGAUCCAACAUCCCUAAGCUUUGCUGGCGGAUUACCAGCACAUUGUGCUCCCACCUCGUCCAUUCUGACCGAUGUGUCGUCCUAUUUCGGAACCUGUAUUCCUACUCCUCUUGCUGCCCUUUCGACCCUACUUGGGACACUGUCAAUAGUGUCAUGGCUGUUUGCCCAGAUGCCACAGAUCUUUAAGAAUUAUCAAAUCAAAUCCACAGCAGGCUUGUCGAUUUUCUUCUUAGCCGAGUGGCUGUUAGGAGAUUUGACCAAUCUUCUGGGUGCCUUGUUCCUCAAGCAAGCAACGUGGCAGAUCAUCAUUGCUAGCUACUACGUAUUUGUCGACGUCUGUCUCGUGGUUCAGUAUUUUUGGUAUACUCAUUUUGCCAAAUGGAUCUAUGCCGAGAGCCUUCACUCGAGUGGCAGCAGCGAGAUUGACGACACGGACAGCGCCAUGAUUAACGGUCUGUCCCCGAUCAAUACAACAUUUGGUGAGGAUUCGCCGUUCUUCGAGCCUGCGGAUGAUGGGGCUCAGAAAUCCGACAACCCACGGAAUAUGGACAUACCCAAUUUCUCUCAAGUCAACUAUGGUGAAAAGAAAGGGACACCAAUCCGAACCAUGUCGGACAAGUUCGGUUCGAGUUGGAUGACAUCUGCAUCGCCACGAACAUUGAUUUACACGGCAACGUUAUCAUCACUAGCAUCUAAUGUGGUUGCCGCACCUCUUCCACCAUUGGCUGAGGGCCAUGGGCCUGGAGUUCACUUUUUUCGUGUUGACACCCCUUUACAUGUCGCUGGGACAAUAUUGGCCUGGAGCUCAACAUUCCUGUAUCUUGGGUCCCGCCUUCCUCAGUUAUACAAGAAUUGGAGGCGUCAAUCCACUGCUGGAUUAUCACCCCUCUUAUUCGCAGCAGCAUUCUGCGGGAAUUUGUUUUACUCUACUUCUUUGAUCACAAAUCCGAACGCAUGGGCGAAUUACAAGUCAUACGGACAUCAUGGUUGGGUAGAUGGAGAGGGUUCACAACGUUGGGAAUGGGUUGGAAGGGCAGCGCCUUUCUUCCUUGGUUCUGCCGGCUGUUUGAGCAUGGAUGCAUUGAUGGGUGUACAAUUUGUCAUUUACGGAGAGAAAGAGGCCCGGAUCAUCAAAGUAAGGGACAGCGAUGGCUAUAGUCAUUGGGAACGAGUGAACGGGUGGAUGAGGGGAUGGAUUCCAAGCAUGGCUGGAAAGGAUAAGGUGGUUGAUUUGGCACAAAGCCAACGUUUACUGAGCGAAAGUACACAUCUGACGCGGCGUCAGAGCAACCUGGACUAUGGGACAGUGACGAUGUGA
Exophiala bonariae is the source of this 1320-nucleotide messenger RNA. RefSeq lists its product as uncharacterized. The transcript has a single exon. The record is from RefSeq and is a predicted model, not a curated record. The coding region runs from base 1 to 1320 and encodes 439 amino acids. Gene Ontology annotation, cellular component: fungal-type vacuole membrane. Lineage: Eukaryota; Fungi; Ascomycota; Eurotiomycetes; Chaetothyriales; Herpotrichiellaceae. Gene Ontology annotation, biological process: basic amino acid transmembrane export from vacuole.